GAAAAUGAUAAAUAAAAAGUGCUCCAUUGAAUGAAAUCGUGUUUAGCCGGAUAAUUGAUUGAAGAAACCCCUAGGAAUGGAUAGUUCUGAUGCUGGAUCUGCUGUUGGGCUUUCGCAAUCAUACUUACACGGUCUCAAAAGAAUAUCACAGAGCAAAGAUAAUCUCGUUUCUUUCCACGUGCCCAAGCACAUAACCGAGAGUCGUAUAAAAGUAUGGGACAGUCUUUUCGCAAAGUACUCGACAAAGUUAACCGAUGACAUUGAAAUAACUCUCGACUCCCCAUCAGAGGAGGAGGACAACAGGAGAGCCCUAUCAGGGCAUCAGCAACGAGAGACCCAUAAACAAUCCACCAAAAGCCUACCCGAGGAUUACGAGGAGGACUCUGUUGAGCCAGACAACAAGGAAUUUCCCGUCCAGAGUGAUGCUGAGGAGGAAGAGGAGGAGGAUGACGAAGAAGACGAUGAGGGUGAAAACGAUAAAUCCUUCAACAAGAAUCGUGCUCCCAUACGAAAGUCCUCGUCAUUGAUUCAGUACUGGCUCGACACUGGUAAAGCUCCUUAUUCAACCACAGAAGACCCCUCAAUCCUGAAUGAGCUGAUACCCUCUGACAACAGCGGUUCCUCUCUGAGCGAAGAGAGCUGUCCCAACCACAAUCCAUUGCCCAUUGCGACAAACGUCAUUCCUGUGCCAGAAGGAGCGUCCAACAGCAGCUCAGUGGCCACUGGUCCCUACAUUCGCUCCACUAACAUCACAAAUAGAUCAGAGAUGCUGGUGAUAAUGGAAGGCUCGAAAAGCCCUGAGGGCCACUUAGAGCCUGCAGAUGCUCCCGGUCCUGAAGGAGCGCCCGAGACUUGGAAUCUUCUAGAGGCUGAUCAAUCGAGACCGAAUACUGAGACUCCAGCUAAUCCAGAGGUAGGAGGAAACUGUAAUAAGAUCAACCAGGCCCCAGAGAAAUCCGUCGAGACCUCCUUGAUCCUCAGUAAACUAGAGGAGACAGUUGAGAAAUCACUGAACAGAAGUAGAUUAACCUCCUGCGAUGGUUCUGACUCUGAAGUAAGGAAUCUGAUGGCACCAAGGAUAAAAAUAUCUGAUGCUCUCGAGGGUCUUGAUGAGCACAUUGACAAGUUGGUUAAUAAAUCCACUGUUCAUAGACUGAGAAAGGAUUUUGAAGUGGGCUCUGGAGACUCGAGUGGCAGGGGAACCCCCAAGUUUCCAUCCCUGAUGAAGAAGGGGAAUAGGAGGAAGUUGUGGACUGGCAGGAACUCUCCAAUGGACAUUAUCGUUUCCUCGACGAUGGACAGUGAGGAUCAGAUGGUUCCCAAGACGAAAAACCAACAUCCAGCACUGCAGGCAACCCCUAAGGUCAGAGUGAAGGUCCCUAGUUUCAAGAAGAGAAAGACUUUGAACGCUAGGAGACACAGCAGAGUAUUCUUGAAUCGUGAUCCCUCGAGGAAUAGCAAAGACUCCUCUGACCCAUCCACUGAGGGUAGAGAAAAAAGAUUCUUGAAAAAUCUGGGGCUUGUUCCCAGCCCCAGGUUCAAUACUAAGACAAAGAGGAAGAUUAUCAGUGGCGUAGCAGAGAGGAAGGGCCUGAGGAGGAGGCAGAAGGGGAAAGUACGGUAUCAGGAGAUUGAUUCUGAAACCGAUGAUGGUAGUUCUUCAGGGAUUUCUGUUAAGAGUUGCACGGGAGAAUCAGAUAAUCUUUUGUCUCUUUGUGCCAAGAAAAUACUGACUGUUCCCUUAGAAAGACUGUCUGAAACCCUUUUGGGGAGAACUGUAAGUAAACGGAAGAACAGGAAGAGCAGUAGUGUCAGACAUUUGGAAAAUGAAAGGACGAGUGGAUCGAUUUCAAGAUCAGGCAGUUCGCCAGCUGCAACAGAGGUGAUCUCGGCUAAAAGAAUGGGAAGAGGUCCUGAGAUCCAAAAAAUUGAAUUAGACUCACAGGAGAGUGACCAGAGUACGAUAAUUAUGAUGCAGUGUGAAGAGAAAAGGGCAAAACGUUCUGUACUUCGUGAACGUUUGCAAAAAUCAGGUAGUGAUUCUGAAAUAUCUCGGGAAGCUACAGAGACGGACGCAUCUACACCUGAUGAUAAAGGCGACAGGAGAAUUUCUGCUGUGCGUCUUCGACGAUCUAAAAAAUCAAAUAUUAAUUCUAAGAAAGGCCAGGGGGCUGCAAAGACUGCAAAAUUAAUUUCGAAUACAAGAGGAGAGAAGACAAAACCUAAUGGCCUUCUCACACGGUCAAAGAAAUCCGUUAUCGGUUCUAAAACAUCUCACGGAGCAAGGAACGGAAACGUGGAGGAGAAAAUACUUUCUGUGCUUCUGGUACGUUCGAAACCAUCGGUUAUUGAUUCUGAAAAAGUUAAGAAUUCUGCAGAGACUGAAGAAUCAACACCAGUGGGUGAAGGAGGAAAAAUAAAGGCGAUUCCUCCAGGUGGUAGAAAUAGUAAAAAUUCAUCUAGUCAAUCAAGUACGCGACGAGUAUCUUCGAAAACUGAGACAUCGCCAAACGGGAAAAGCUCUUCUCCGUAUGCAACACGAUCAAGAAGACACCUCAGCGACUCUGAUAGAUCAUCAGGCGUUAUAAAUGGAAAUUUGAUCUCAGAGGAGGAAAGCAUGGAACAGAAAUUGGAUAAUCGAACCAUCCGAAGGAUGAGGCAACGUGCAGUCCUUAGAAAUAAGAAGAUUGAGCAGAGAAAACGGAGGAGUAGGAAAGUCAAUCCUAAAAAGAUGAAAGUGAAACAUUCGAAGGACGAGAUUGAAUUGCCGAAUGGCAUCGAGAGCUCCAUGGAGGAUUCUCUAGCUCCAGAUGGACAAAGGAGUCCCCGGGGCGUGGAUGAAGAAACUCAGAAGGGUGGCACGACAAUAAUCAGAGGAACGGUUACGAUUGAAAGCGACUCCUCCAGUGACUCCUCUCGAGGCAUGAAACUCCGGAAGCUGCCUAGUGGAAUCAGGAGACGGUGCUUGGAGCCUGUAAUCAAGUUCUCGGAUGAAGAAAAUGAUUUUAUCAUGAAGAUGGAGAUGAGCUACCACAGGGCUCAGAGGAGAUCGAUGAGGAGGGGAAUUGUAGAAGAAGAAUUCUCUGCGGACCAGCAACAGCUUAUUCACGACUUGACGAGUGAGAUUGCACCACUUUGCCCUGGCACUAUUUUACCGAGUGACGAGGAGGAGAAUUAUGAGAGUUCGCAGGUAAAAAAUAAAAAGACGAGCGACAGAACUGCGAGAAUUACGAGAAGUGGUUCACAAAAAUCUGAAAGAGUGCUUGAGAGAGCUGAGAAGUCUGUUGUAACUAGAAAGAGAUCGAGUUUUGCCAGAGUUUUGGACUACGAUGAUGCGUCGUCGAAACAAUGGGAGGAAGUUGACGAGAGCCCACCUAAGAAAUUUAAAGCUGAAAUUGGAGUUAUUAAUAAGGAUAGUCGUAGUGGUAUUAAUAAGAGUGUCAGUAAAAAUAAGUCAUUCAAUAUGGAGGACUCCCGGGAGUCUGAUUCCAGUGGAUUGUCGAGGGGAUCGGUUAUGAUGCUCUUAGGGAAAUCCACGAGAUCCAGUGGGAUCAAGCGGAAAGCAGAAUGUGAGGAAAAUCGUGGCCAAGAAGGCAGUUCCAUGGAGUCAAAACAUACACCAGUUAGGAAAUCCCGAUCUCCGAUUAAACAGGCCCCAACGCCGGUUCAAUUACCAACCAAGAAACUUCAGACGGUAAUUAAAUCUCCCGCCAAACGAUUACACUCACCGGAAAAAAAAUUAUUGGAGCUUAAAUUAAUGGACCUCAGCGUAUCAGUCGAUAGAAUAUCUGAGAACUUGGAGAAAUCCCUCAAUAAGGACGGGGGAAAAUUAAGCGGAGGGGUACCACCAACAAAUCAUCCCAGGAAUCCUGUUCAUUCGGUGAGGAGGAGCAGGAGAAAAACCAGGAAACAAACUUUGACUUCAGAGGACGAGAGUUCAGUUGAUUUCUAUCUGGAGCAACCCACCGAUAGUCAAGAUAAUUUAUUUGAUAAAGAGUCCAGCGAUGUUGAUAGUGUAAAAUGUACAAAAUUAUUUCAUAAUCCCUUCGAGGACUUUGGGGGUGAGCUGAGGAUUCCAAUGACCAGGAAUCUCGAGAGAAGCCGGUCAAGUACGAAUACUCAUAACAAUGUGGGAAAAAAAUCAGUGAUUACACUGCGAACUCGCGAUGAUUCCGACUCGGAUGAUUAGUAAUGUAAAAUGUUAUUGCUUUAUUUAGUGUCUGUUAUGUUUUCAUUCGACUUUGUACAUUGAUUUACUGUGAAAAAAAAUAAUUUCUACUAAUUCGUAAAUAAUGAAAUUUAGUUUUUGAAAAACAAAAUUUAACUUUGCGAAAUUAUCUACCAGACAUUUUUGAUAAAUAAUCACUUUUAUGGAGUUGUUAUCGUCGACGAUAACGUCUUUUUAACUCAGUUUAGUCAUUUCAUGUUUGGAAUUUAUUUUACUCAUGGCGAAUUUUUUUUAAUUGCUGGACUUUUUAAUGAAAUGGAAUUAAAUUAAUUUCUAUAAUUAACCGACCGUAAUUUCAGAGCGCAGUGUCAUUGUAAAUAUGUAUCUGAAUUCAAUUUUUCCGCCAUUAAACUAUUGUAAACUGAUUCUUCACUUAUAAAAA
Molecule: messenger RNA, 4610 nt
Organism: Diachasmimorpha longicaudata
Lineage: Eukaryota; Metazoa; Arthropoda; Insecta; Hymenoptera; Braconidae
Exons: 3
Coding region: 77-4189 (1370 amino acids)
Source: RefSeq, a predicted model, not a curated record